AGCAACUGUUGUAUAGUAGUGCAUUUGCAGAGGCUGACAAAAGCAAAGGGGUAGGGCACUCCUUACAAUAAAGCUAAUGUUCCUAAGUAACUUAGGCUUACUGCAUUUGCUAGCCCCAGCUUUUUCUUUUCUUUAAGUCACUGUUUUGCACAGUACUGGCUUCUUAGCUUUGUAUAUGUCACUGUAAAAUGGUCUGCUGGUAAAAUCCAUUAGUAAUACCUUGGAUCUGUAUUCUUGGAAUGUUUGCUUUCCUUCAGGAGUGAUGUGCACUAGUGAUGCUUACUAACUUUACUAGAAGUCCAUUCUAAUUAUCUUCUGUUUCCCUUUUUAAGUGUGUGACAGCACCUUUGAUAGAGAGGAGUAUCAGUUCUUCUGUCCUGGUUGCUGUCUUUUUUGUCUUCAGAGCUAUGUAUUGACCUAGAUCUAAUAUUAAGAAUUAAAAUAAUCUUUUAGUAAUUAACAGGGUUUUUUUAGAAUUUCCUGUACAGUAAAUCAGGCACACUCACUACACAAUACAGGAAGUGUGUAUUCUAACAGUAAUUAUGUAGUUAACUUGUAAAUUUCACAAGAAAGGUCUUGUAGUAAUAACUUACAGGUUAUUAUUCUUAUAUCUCAGGAAGGCAAGAUGAUUUGAGCUAACAGCUGCCUGAAAAAUGAGUCAAGUUGGCAAGUUAGUAAAUAAGCUGGUUGGAGUGCAGGCUGCCGAGUAUGUCCCAGAAAAAGUGAAGAAAGCUGAAAAGAAACUAGAAGAAAAUCCAUAUGACCUUGACGCUUGGAGCAUUCUCAUUCGAGAGGCACAGAAUCAACCUAUAGACAAAGCACGGAAGACCUAUGAACGCCUUGUUGCCCAGUUCCCCAGUUCUGGCAGAUUCUGGAAACUGUACAUUGAAGCAGAGAUUAAAGCAAAAAAUUAUGACAAAGUGGAAAAGUUAUUUCAGCGAUGCCUUAUGAAGGUUUUACACAUUGAUUUAUGGAAAUGUUACCUUUCCUAUGUACGAGAAACCAAGGGGAAGCUACCUAGUUACAAAGAAAAAAUGGCUCAGGCAUAUGAUUUUGCUCUGGAUAAGAUUGGCAUGGAAAUCAUGUCAUACCAGAUCUGGGUGGAUUACAUCAAUUUUUUGAAAGGCGUAGAAGCAGUAGGAUCUUACGCAGAAAACCAGAGGAUAACAGCUGUCCGUAGGGUUUACCAGCGUGGUUGCGUGAAUCCAAUGAUAAACAUAGAACAGCUCUGGAGAGAUUAUAACAAAUAUGAAGAGGGCAUCAAUAUUCACUUAGCGAAGAAGAUGAUUGAAGACAGGAGUAGAGAUUAUAUGAACGCACGACGUGUAGCAAAGGAAUACGAGACUGUGAUGAAAGGUCUGGACCGCAAUGCCCCCUCUGUCCCCCCCCAAAAUACCCCCCAAGAGGCUCAGCAGGUAGACAUGUGGAAGAAAUACAUCCAGUGGGAAAAGAGCAAUCCUCUGCGUACAGAAGACCAAACUCUCAUAACAAAAAGAGUUAUGUUUGCCUAUGAGCAAUGCCUUUUGGUUCUGGGACAUCACCCAGAUAUCUGGUAUGAAGCUGCACAGUACCUCGAGCAAUCUAGUAAACUGCUAGCUGAAAAAGGGGACAUGAACAAUGCUAAACUUUUCAGUGAUGAGGCUGCUAAUAUUUAUGAAAGAGCGAUCAGCACUUUAUUAAAGAAGAAUAUGCUUCUUUAUUUUGCAUAUGCAGAUUAUGAAGAGAGUCGAAUGAAGUAUGAGAAAGUGCACAGCAUAUAUAACCGGCUCCUGGCGAUUGAAGACAUUGAUCCCACUCUGGUUUAUAUCCAAUAUAUGAAGUUUGCAAGGCGAGCAGAAGGCAUAAAAUCUGGAAGAAUGAUAUUUAAGAAAGCACGGGAGGAUGCCCGGACCCGCCACCACGUCUAUGUUACAGCAGCUUUAAUGGAGUAUUAUUGUAGUAAGGAUAAGUCUGUGGCCUUUAAGAUUUUUGAGCUAGGGCUGAAAAAAUAUGGAGACAUUCCAGAAUAUGUACUGGCAUAUAUCGACUACCUUUCUCACCUUAAUGAGGACAAUAAUACAAGAGUUUUGUUUGAACGUGUUUUAACUUCAGGGAGCCUUCCACCUGAGAAAUCUGGGGAGAUCUGGGCUCGGUUUUUAGCUUUUGAAAGUAACAUUGGUGAUCUAGCUAGUAUACUGAAAGUUGAAAAACGGAGGUUUACAGCAUUCAAGGAAGAAUAUGAGGGUAAAGAAACAGCUCUGCUGGUAGACAGGUAUAAGUUCAUGGAUUUGUACCCUUGCUCUGCUAGCGAACUGAAGGCCCUUGGUUAUAAGGAUGUCUCCCGUGCCAAGCUGGCAGCUAUAAUUCCAGACCCUGUGGUUGCACCUUCCAUCGUGCCUGUUCUCAAAGACGAAGUAGACAGAAAACCUGAAUACCCCAAACCAGACACUCAACAAAUGAUUCCAUUUCAGCCAAGGCACUUAGCACCUCCAGGUUUACAUCCUGUCCCGGGUGGUGUAUUUCCCGUUCCACCGGCAGCUGUAGUCCUCAUGAAGCUCCUGCCACCUCCUGUUUGUUUUCAGGGUCCCUUUGUUCAAGUGGAUGAGCUCAUGGAGAUAUUUAGAAGAUGCAAACUUCCAGACACUGUCGAUGAAGCUGUACGAAUAAUUACCGGAGGCCUACCUGAAAUAGCCGUGGAAGGCAAUGGACCUGUGGAAAAUAACGCUAUGCUCAAUAAGGCUGUUAAGAGACCACAUGAAGAUUCUGAUGACGAUGAGGAGAAAGGAUCUGUAGUUCCCCCCGUACACGACAUUUACAGAGCACGGCAGCAAAAGAGAAUCCGGUGAAACAAGUUUGGAGUUCUACUGUGAUAAAGACUUGCAUUGAAUCCGUCAGUCUCUUAAAAGUCAAGCAUUUAAAAAGGACAGCUGCAAACAAACAAACGAAAAAAUCUUGAAAAUGGUUUUGUUACUGUGGUGCCUCUUCUCCCAUAUGGUUCUUGAUCCGAAAACAGCCAGAACAACCUUAGAACAUGCUCUGAACAAAACUAGGUUUUCGAAACCAAAAGUGCAAAAUGUCAAAACUGCAUUUUGUUCUUCAAGGGUGUUCACAUCUACCACUUGAAAUCUUGUGGGUUUUCAACAGUUUUAUUUUAAAAACUGGAUGGCUUAUACUUGUGAAGCAUUUUUAAUUCACAUUUUCUGGAAAACAGUUGUUCUCAGUUUGUUCAUGUAGUGUCCUGCCUUAUUGUUCGUUUUUAUUUAUGGCAGAAUGUAUGGAAUCUGUUUUGUAGUUGAAAAUGGGAAAAAACAUUCCUUUAAAAUAAAAGGAUAUCCAUAACA
This is a messenger RNA of Falco peregrinus (peregrine falcon), 3320 nucleotides long. RefSeq names its product cleavage stimulation factor subunit 3 (gene CSTF3). Gene Ontology annotation, cellular component: nucleus. NCBI's taxonomy places the organism in Eukaryota, Metazoa, Chordata, Aves, Falconiformes, Falconidae. The record is from RefSeq and is a predicted model, not a curated record. Gene Ontology annotation, molecular function: protein binding; mRNA binding. Bases 654 to 2825 code for a protein of 723 amino acids. The transcript is spliced from 21 exons. Gene Ontology annotation, biological process: mRNA 3'-end processing.